This is a messenger RNA of Baudoinia panamericana UAMH 10762, 585 nucleotides long. RefSeq lists its product as uncharacterized. NCBI's taxonomy places the organism in Eukaryota, Fungi, Ascomycota, Dothideomycetes, Mycosphaerellales, Teratosphaeriaceae. The coding region runs from base 115 to 585 and encodes 156 amino acids. The record is from RefSeq and is a predicted model, not a curated record. The transcript has 2 exons.
ACGAACUCUCAACGAGCGCCUGUGUUCUGUUCUGUAGGCUUCGCAAAGUGUAGGUCUUGACACUUCCAAACACUUGCUCUCCUCUCACAUAUCUCGCUCUCCCGUACCUGCACAAUGGCCGCUGCAACGGCAACCAGACCCCUCCCAUGCCUCACCCUAGAAGCCGCGCGCAUCGCAUCCGCAGCCGCAGAGGAGAAAGCGAAACAGAUGGGCAUUGACUUCAACAUAGCCCUAGUAGACAGCACCCUCCACCUCCUCCACUUCACCCGCAUGCCCAACGCCAAGCUCACCAGCAUCCAAAUCGCAAUCGACAAAGCCUUCACCGCCGCUGGCCAUCGCGCGCCGACCUCAAACUACUCCAAUGCACCUGCGGCUAAGAACUUCCUUCCGGGAGGACCGGCGUACGGCAUCCAUAACAGUAAUGGUGGCAGGUUUACAUUAAUCGGAGGUGGUGUGCCGAUUGUGGUUGAUGGAGUGGUCGUGGGCGCCAUUGGAGUCAGCACAGGGACGCCGGCGCAGGACGAGGAGGUUGCUAGGGCCGGGGUGGAGGCGUUGAAUAGACGGAAGGGUGGUGCAAAGCUUUGA